AUGCCGCUUACCUCGCCCUCACUCCUCCCUCUCUCGGACUUCCCACGGAAAGCCAGGGAAACCCCGCCCUCCUACCGCCAGUCCCACUUCCAAUCCCUUUCCCAACUCCCAACCUGCAGGAUUCAGACCAUCAGCUGGAAGCCCCGGGCGGUGGUUUAUCACAACUUCCUGAGUGACCAGGAGGCGCGACACAUCAUUGAUCUGGCGCAUGAGCAGAUGAAGCGGUCCACGGUGGUAGGCAACAAGAACGAGGGCGUCGUAGACGAUAUCCGUACAUCGUACGGCACGUUCCUCAGGCGAGCCCAGGACCCAGUUAUCAUGGCCAUCGAGGAGCGGUUGGCGCUGUGGUCGCACAUGCCCCCCUCCCACCAGGAGGACAUGCAGGUACUGCGGUACGGCCGUACGAAUAAGUACGGACCGCACAUUGACGGCCUGGAGCGGGUGGCCACCGUACUCAUGUACCUCGUGGGUGAGUCCCCGGGGCCUGACUUGGCACCCGUGUCUGCGUGUGAAUGUAUGUAUGCUGAGCAGUCCAACCCGUCUGCCUGCGCGAAGGGCCACGUGGCGUACAAGCCCAAGCGCGGUGACGCGCUCAUGUUCUUCGACGUGAAGCCGGACUACACGACCACAGACGGCCACUCCAUGCACACGGGCUGCCCCGUGGUGGCGGGGGUGAAGUGGAACGCGGUCAAAUGGAUCCAUGGAACCCCCUUCCGAAGGAUGCGAAGAAACAAACCCCCGCUGCCCGACCCGGGUGUGUGCACCGACCUGCAUGAGAUGUGCGACACGUGGGCGCGAGCCGGCGAGUGCCAGAACAACCCGGGCUACAUGCUGGGCAGCAACACCGGCAUCGGCAACUGCCGUCUGGCCUGCAAGGACUGUGAGCUGUGCGACCAGGGCGACCAGGCGUGCUACCAGCGUAACAGGGAGUCGGGCGGCUUCUUGGUGUUCGAUGAGAAGGAGCUCAAAGGACUAUGA
This is a messenger RNA of Volvox carteri f. nagariensis, 978 nucleotides long. RefSeq lists its product as uncharacterized. Gene Ontology annotation, molecular function: L-ascorbic acid binding; iron ion binding; procollagen-proline 4-dioxygenase activity. NCBI's taxonomy places the organism in Eukaryota, Viridiplantae, Chlorophyta, Chlorophyceae, Chlamydomonadales, Volvocaceae. Bases 1 to 978 code for a protein of 325 amino acids. The record is from RefSeq and is a predicted model, not a curated record. The transcript is spliced from 8 exons. Gene Ontology annotation, cellular component: endoplasmic reticulum. Gene Ontology annotation, biological process: peptidyl-proline hydroxylation to 4-hydroxy-L-proline.